AUGCACUCGUGGGCUGCAUCACCUGCGGAUCGGAGGUUAAGUGCACUGAUCAGACACCUCGAAGGAUCAUCGAACUCCAUGGAUUCCGAUACCAUUACAGCCUCUCCAACUUCGGGCUUUUCUGGAUCCCGAAAUUCUGUAUUCGAGCAUGUUGUUCGGGCCCCCGAAGAUCCCAUUCUCGGCGUAACUGUUGCGUACAAUAAGGACACGAGCCCGCUGAAGUUGAAUUUGGGUGUUGGUGCUUAUCGGACAGAGGAAGGAAAACCUCUUGUUUUGAAUGUCGUUAGAAGAGCAGAGCAAAUGCUAGUGAAUAACAGUUCUCGUGUAAAGGAGUAUCUUCCAAUUGUUGGAUUGGCAGAUUUCAAUAAACUGAGUGCGAAGCUCAUACUUGGUGCCGACAGUCCUGCCAUCCAAGAGAACAGGGUCACAACUGUUCAGUGCUUGUCUGGUACUGGCUCAUUGAGGGUUGGAGGUGAAUUUUUGGCUCGACAUUAUCAUCAACGUACUAUAUAUAUUCCACAGCCAACGUGGGGAAACCACCCAAAAGUUUUCACUUUAGCUGGGUUAUCUGUAAAGACUUUCCGCUACUAUGAUCCAGUAACUCGUGGACUCGAUUUUCAAGGCUUGUUGGAAGACCUUGGUUCCGCUCCUUCAGGAGAAAUUGUGCUUCUUCAUGCUUGCGCUCACAACCCAACUGGUGUGGAUCCAACUCCUCAGCAGUGGGAACAAAUCAGACAGUUGAUGAGAUCGAAAGCAUUGCUACCUUUCUUCGACAGUGCUUAUCAGGGUUUUGCAAGUGGAAAUCUGGAUGCAGAUGCACAUUCUGUUCGGUUGUUCGUGGCAGACGGGGGCGAGUGUCUUGUGGCUCAAAGUUAUGCAAAGAACAUGGGGCUUUAUGGCGAACGUGUUGGUGCCCUAAGCAUUGUUUGCAAGUCUGCUGACGUGGCAAGCCGAGUAGAGAGUCAGUUGAAACUGGUGAUCAGGCCAAUGUAUUCAAACCCUCCCAUUCAUGGUGCAUCAAUUGUGGCUACAAUCCUUAAGGACAGAAAUAUGUACCAAGAGUGGACCAUUGAGCUGAAGGCAAUGGCUGAUCGUAUUAUCAACAUGCGGCAGCAACUAUUUGAUGCAUUACGCUCUAGAGGCACACCUGGUGACUGGAGCCACAUUAUCAAGCAGAUUGGAAUGUUUACUUUCACUGGGCUCAACUCUGAGCAAGUAGCCUUCAUGAGAAAGGAAUACCACAUCUACAUGACAUCUGAUGGGCGAAUUAGUAUGGCUGGUCUGAGUUCCAGGACAGUACCACACCUCGCGGAUGCUAUACAUGCUGCUGUAACCCGACUUGUCUGA
Messenger RNA from Fraxinus pennsylvanica, 1347 nucleotides. The record is from the annotation of a GenBank genome assembly. NCBI's taxonomy places the organism in Eukaryota, Viridiplantae, Streptophyta, Magnoliopsida, Lamiales, Oleaceae.